This is a messenger RNA of Cynara cardunculus var. scolymus (artichoke), 1396 nucleotides long. Its product is annotated as acyl-CoA-binding domain-containing protein 1-like. The record is from RefSeq and is a predicted model, not a curated record. The transcript is spliced from 6 exons. NCBI's taxonomy places the organism in Eukaryota, Viridiplantae, Streptophyta, Magnoliopsida, Asterales, Asteraceae. Gene Ontology annotation, molecular function: fatty-acyl-CoA binding; protein binding. Bases 246 to 1295 code for a protein of 349 amino acids.
UUUAUGAUCUCCACCUCCCUUCCCAAUAACUCAACCCUACGCCUGUUUCCGGCCCUCUCCUUCGCCGGCGCCGAUUUCCACCUUCCCUGAGUUUUCUUCCACUCGCCCAUGCAUUUCCGUUCAUAGUGUUCUACUUCUUUACACACAUUUAGGGUUUUUGUUUUCAAACCCAACGGUUUCUUUGAGUUGGCAAACAAAAUCCCAACUCCAAUUUCACUACUCUUUUUUCACGGUUCUCGUUCGUCAUGACGGUGGCUGACUGGAAACAGUAUACGCAAUCAGUGUUUUUCGGUCUCAUUUGUUCUUUUCUUCUUGCGAAGCUCUUCUCGGCGAUGUUUUCUUUCGGAGAUGAAAAUCUACGGAUAACUCGGGAUAACCCUAAGGAGGGAAUAACAUCCGAAUCAGGAUGGAAAUCAGCGGAAGAAGUUAAAAGAACAGAUAGGAAAGACAUUGGUAGUAGUAGCGAAAAAGAGCUGUUGGUUGAUGAAGAAAAGAGAGUUGCAGCAACUAGUAGUGAUAGCAGCGAUGAUGAUUGGGAAGGUGUAGAGACUACGGAAUUAGACGAGGCGUUUAGUGCUGCCACCGCAUUUGUGGCGGCAACCGCCGCCGAUCGGUCGUCGCAGAAGGUUUCCAAUGAUUUGCAGUUACAGCUUUAUGGGUUAUAUAAGAUUGCAACCGAGGGUCCUUGUGGUGUUCCUCAGCCUUCUGCGAUUAAGAUGACUGCUCGAGCUAAGUGGAAUGCAUGGCAUAAACUGGGUGCUAUGUCUCCAGAAGAAGCAAUGCAGAAGUAUAUUGAAAUUAUUACAGAACUAUACCCUACUUGGGCUGAUGGUUCGACUUCUAAAAGAAGAGGUGUAAACUACAGUAAUGAUGCACCACCAAUGGGACCUGUAUUCAGCACCUUUAUGCACGAGGAGUCUGGAAAUGAGUUGAAAUUGGAUGCUAUACAUGCCUUUGCGAGGGAGGGCGAUACGGAGAACUUGCUCAAAUGUGUUCAUGGUGGUGUUUCCGUUGAUACUAAAGAUAGCGAGGGUCGAACAGCUUUGCAUUGGGCUGUUGAUCGUGGCCAUAUUGAUGUUGCAGAAUUUCUAUUGGACAUGAAUGCUGAUGUAGAUUUAAAGGACAAUGAAGGUAAAACAGCAUUGCAUUAUGCUGCUGUUUGUGAGAGAGAAGCAAUUGGUGAGUUACUGGUGAAGAGAAAUGCUGGAAGAGGUAUAAAAGAUGAUGAUGGGAACUACCCUUGUGAUCUGUCUGAAUCAAACUGGCCCUGGAUCCAACCCCACCUAACCACCUGAUCUCUUCUUAUUCAUCUGUACAAACUACAUAUUUCCCACAAGUCAUUUAAACAUAAACAUCUACCCUUAGCAUAGUUCUUGAAAUGUGAAGUUGAACACAA